This is a messenger RNA of Girardinichthys multiradiatus, 2404 nucleotides long. It is a transcript of the gene cd34, whose product is annotated as CD34 molecule. Gene Ontology annotation, cellular component: membrane. The coding region runs from base 229 to 981 and encodes 250 amino acids. The transcript is spliced from 6 exons. Gene Ontology annotation, biological process: cell adhesion. Lineage: Eukaryota; Metazoa; Chordata; Actinopteri; Cyprinodontiformes; Goodeidae. The record is from RefSeq and is a predicted model, not a curated record.
AAGGGGUGUGGAAAGAGCUGAGCAAGGGAGGCUGAAGGAGCGGGCUCAUAUAAAGAGAGACAAAACACAAACCAGGCUUUAUCCUUCUUGUCUGUCCUGCUCUCUCAGACCUCACAAGAGAACCUCUGACUUUCUGACCCAACAGCUCGCCCUCACUUCCCACCAUUUUUUUCCUUCAGGCACACACACAGAAAGUCCCGCCAGACGUGCCGAAGCCGACCUGAGAGGAUGGCUGCAUCUAUUUGGAAAAUGAAUGGGUUCUGCAGAACCAUAACUGGAGUUCUGCUCCUCUGCGCUCUAUUGUCUAGCAGCGAGGUGACGUAUCAAACUGCAACAAGCACAGCUGGUCCAAAUAAUGGGACCAAUGGCUCUACUACUGCUACCAGAACCACUGCUGGACUACAGUUAAGUACCUUACAGUGGAAUGAACCCAGUGGAGGUUCUCCAACUUCUGCUGCUACUCCAGCUGUUGUCACAAUGAACAAAAGCAACAAUGAGGAUAGAGGUUCCUCGGUGGACACCAAUGGCACAUUCUCAAAUAACACCACACCGAUUCAUCCAAUUGUGUCUGAAGUUAAGUGUGUUGGAAAGGGGGAAAUCAAAAGUGGUGUCAAGGAUAAAGUAACAGAAACAAAGGACUGUUUGGGUUCGACAAAUGUUGAAAUUCCACCAUCAUCUGGUUCUUCUGUAUUUGUGGGAAUCCUGGUCACUGGUCUUCUUGCUGCCCUUGCAAUCAUUGUGGGGUACUUCAAGUGUCAACAGAGGCCUGAUACUAAGGGGGCAAAGCUGGAAGAGGAAGCCUACCCAGUGGAUCAGGAGAAUCAGGGGAACACCCUUGCAUCUGAGGCCCCUCUGAACCCCCCUCAAGAAACUCAGGAGAAACCCAGCAUUAAUGGAGAGUCCCCCGAGGCAGUGAAGACCGAGACCUCUCCACCCACCAACGGACACUCCACUGCAAAGACGGCAGACACAGAGCUGUAAAACCACCCCACAACUGCUACAGUCCAGGAACUUCCUCCCGCUAAUACAUUUAUCCACAUAGAUCCAAACAUGCCCACACAAAGAAAUUUGGUAUCUCAUCCUGCUCAACCACAGAGGCUACAGCAAAGGAAAAAGUGGAUAUCAUAAUAACCACUCUUAGAGCUACAGCUUUGCUACAGUCCUCUUCCUCUUAGGCUGUUUGCCUUAAUAAACAUCAGGAAAACUAGUCUGACCAUGAUAAUAUUGGCAGAGAAAAAUGAUACUGAUGGAAGAUGGAAGACUCAGUCCCUUGGUUUCUGAUGGCAGUCAGAGUGAGAUCACCAAGAGGAGGUUGGCAGUUCUUUUUCUUACAUUUAUCAGCACCGACUCUUAUGACUGCAGCCAGUGACAUGCUGUUGAAUCCAACAGAGUCUAACAAAUUUCAUCUGGUUUAAAUCACUCCAAAUAUAAAUCCUGUUUUACACGAUAAACACGUGAAUAAAAAUGUCUAUAAAACCUUUCCAUGUUAAGCCAGAAAAGACAAAACAAGAAGCGAAAUCUGUUUACAAACCUGUCUGACAAGAAACACAUACUGUACAUGUUCAAAUGUUUGCUAAAUGUGUGUUAACAUUUAUUUACUGUAGAUCUGCGCCAUUCAUAGGCUGUAUAUAUCAGUACAUGCAUCCAGGCUUGUCUUUCAUUCUGUACCUUAUCUUUGAGGUCUUGAUAAAGUGUGUAAGAUUUUUUGAGUUAUUUUUGGAAUAAUUCGUGUGAAUAUGAAUGUUACAUUAGCAUUGUAAUCUGUACAGUUUUUUUUUUUUUUAUUAGUUGAUGGUUAAAUGAGCAGCAGUGGAAAUUGAAGUUUCUUUUUGUACUUUUUGAACCAUGAGGAAGCUGCCCAAUCAAACCAUGGGUUGUUCAAUCAAAAAGAGAAAAGACCAACCGACAAUCACUGUCAGCUUUUUUGUCAUGUUUGUCAGUGUUACUCUGGUUUUAGUAUAAAACUGUGUUGUUUAUCCACUUCGCAUAUGUAUUUGUGCCUAAUAUGUCAAUUCAUGACCCACAUUGUUCUAAAAAAUAAGAUUUGUUCCAACUAAACAAUGUUUAAUGUUGUUCGAACUGAUUUUGAUAUACGAUGUGAGUGAUGGAAACCGAAGUCAAAUUCCUUGUUUGUGCAGACAAACAUGGCCAAUAAAGUUGAUUCUGAUAAAAAGUUUGAUCUUCACUAUACUUAAAGAUUGGGAUGAUUGUUUUUUAUUGUUUAUAAUUCCUUUGAUGUUGUUUUGGGGUUUGUAUUUUUCUUCUUUGGAAAUGUUUUGUAACAACUUUUAAAAUACAGUUCAGAUUGUGUAAUGCCAACAUCAAAAAGCAAACUGAAAAAGGCUUGAAUUUUGUAAAAAAAAAAAAAAAAAAAAGUAAUAAAUAAUCACCUCCUGCUUCUUUA